AGGAGGCGCCAGCGAGGCUUCCCCACCAGAAGGAAGGGCGCCCUUGCUCCGCGGAGGGAGAGGGCUCCCAGGGCAGGGCUGGGUCAUGUGGGGGACGCUCCGGAAUGGCGCCCGCCUCGCCGCUGCUGCUGCUGCCGCUGCAAAACCUCCACCUUGGCGCGGGCUCCACUGCUCCGGCCUCCUUUGCGGCUCCAGGAACCUCCUCAGGAAAUUCCUCUCGAAGAAAAAGAAGAAGUUUUGGUAUGAAAGUCCUACACUGAGUUCUCACCUGGUACAGAAGCCAUCCAGUUUGGCAAAUAUAUUAAAGCUUGCUCCACCAAAGGUAAAGAAAGAAGACAGUAUACGAAAAAAAGUGCUGAACAUUUUAUUAUUUAAAGCAGUGAGAGAUGUGCUGAGUACAUGUGAUGCUGGCCAAGAAGUUUAUGACCUCAAUGUGGAACUGUCCAAGGCGUCCCUCACAUCAGAUUUUUCAAUAUGUCGAAUAUAUUGGAGGACUACUGGCAACAUAGAACAGGAUGAUCAUAUUGAGAAGAGUCUACAGAAGAGUGCUCCACGCAUAAGGCACCUUCUGAUCACACAUCAGAUCUUGGGAAAUGUUCCUUCAAUAGUGUUUGUUAGAGAUAAACAAGAUGCUGCUAUGAGAGAGAUUGAGAGUUUGUUGGCAACAGCUGAUAUGGGACCAGAAGAAGAAGAUAUUGGAUUGGUUCCGAAUAAUUUCAGUGAACAAAGGUCCACUGUGGCUGACAUGUAUUUGGACUCACACUCCGCUGUCCAUACGAAUCUGUUCGGAAUUGAUCAUGAAGCAUUAAAUAAGCAAAUACUUGAGUAUAAAAAAAUGAAAAAGGACAAGGAAGCAGAAGGGAUUGGACUGUCAGAGCAGCAGCAACAACAGUUAGCUGAGAUACGAAAGCAAAAGAAAAUGAGAUGGAAAAAAACCAAGAAACCAUUUGAUGAUGAUAUUACACCUCAGAAAUAUCUAAUGGACAAAUACAGUGAACCUUGCUGGGAUUAUGAAGUUGCAUUCUCACAGGAUAAUCAACUGGAACAUGAUUCAGGUGAAACAGAAAGUGAACUUGAAGUAGAUAGAACUACCAAGCUUAAGUAAGGUUGCACAAUGGCUUAGUUCAGUCAUUGUAAUUAUUCAGAUUUGGAGGCCUGAGAGUCCACUAUGGACUUCCCCCUUAUUUCUGUCCCUCUUGUCCAUUGAUUUCUUUCUCCUUUUUCUUGUUUGCAUAACCAUAGCUUGCAAUAAUGUCCAAAUAAGACAAAAAAUGGCUAGUGCAAAAUAAUUAUUCACUUCCAAACUAGGAGUAGACAACUUGUGGCUCUCCAAGGGCUGCAGUUCACCUCAUCCCUUGCCAGCAUAGCUUGUGUGAGGGGUGCUGGCAGUUUUACUCCCAACAACAUUUGGAGGGCCUUGGAUACUGAGCCUUGCUCUAACCCACAUCAAAGCAUUGUCUGAAGAUGUUCCUGGUUAAAUUAACAGUUUGUCUUGGGAUGUCAUGGUAAAGCUCGAUUCAUUCUUAUGAAUCUACUAUGAAUUUUUUUCUUUUAAUUAUUAAAUAGAAGUAGCUAUUGUUAAUACAUUUUCUUUUCUUUCUGUUUUGUCAGUUUUAAGAAUGUAGUAGUUCAAGCCAGUGUGGUCUAGUGGUUUGAGUGUUGCAUUGCGAUUGGAGUCCAGGAUUCGAUUUCCAGAUCAAUCAUGAAACCCACUGGGUGACCUUGGACAUGCUGUCAGCCUCAGUGGAAAACCUCCUCUGAACAAAUCUUGCUGAGAAAAUCUCAUGGUAGAUUCGCUUUAGGAUCGCCAUAAGUUGGAAUGACUUCAAGGCACACAACAACAGUUAGAUUAGAAAGAUGGUGACAUACAUAAUGAUUUGGGAGUAAUGUGUGACUCUUUUUACAUAAAUGUAUUCUGAGCUUGUAUAUUUAGAAUUUAGUGAUACCUUAACCAAAGCACAGAACCAAUGUGCUGUAUUGGUAAGAAUGUUGAAUGGGGAGUGUGUGAGGCCGGGUUAUGGAUCCCAGUUCAUCUCAAGAAGGCAAUGGGAGAUCUACACAGAUUGAAUGUUGCAAAAAAAAACC
Molecule: messenger RNA, 2085 nt
Organism: Sceloporus undulatus (fence lizard)
Lineage: Eukaryota; Metazoa; Chordata; Lepidosauria; Squamata; Phrynosomatidae
Gene: RBFA
Product: ribosome binding factor A
Exons: 7
Coding region: 86-1105 (339 amino acids)
Biological process (GO): rRNA processing
Source: RefSeq, a predicted model, not a curated record